Messenger RNA from Brienomyrus brachyistius, 6987 nucleotides. RefSeq names its product ADAM metallopeptidase with thrombospondin type 1 motif, 6 (gene adamts6). The transcript is spliced from 23 exons. Gene Ontology annotation, cellular component: extracellular matrix. Lineage: Eukaryota; Metazoa; Chordata; Actinopteri; Osteoglossiformes; Mormyridae. Gene Ontology annotation, molecular function: metalloendopeptidase activity. Gene Ontology annotation, biological process: proteolysis; extracellular matrix organization. Bases 928 to 4308 code for a protein of 1126 amino acids. The record is from RefSeq and is a predicted model, not a curated record.
GUAUAACUUUUCUUAUUAUGGAUAUACUCUGAUCACCCUUGUUAUUUCUGAUGUUUUUUUUUCUUAUAUUAGUAGUCUGGCCAUUUUUAAGAUGUAGAAUUUUUAGAUCGCCUGGAUUUUGCCUUCUGUUAGAGGCUGAAAUAAUUACAGUGUUUGCCGGAAUCAUCGCCGUCAUUGUGAAAGACUCUGUAAUUUGAAUGUGGCCAGCAGUGAGACAGGUUCUACAUAAACCAUGGAAGCGAUUCUCCAUCCUCCGUUUUUUGGGGCUGCGCUCUCAAACUCGGUCUUUAGAGGGCAGUACGUUUGUGGCAUUUUCAUUCUGACCUAUCCCCUCAGUUAUUCCUGAUGACAAUUAGUGCAAUCAAGCUGCUGAAGGGGUGGCUGCAUGUGCAGGGGGAAGUAGCUUUCAGUGGCACUGAUGUGAUAGUUCUGCUUGUUGGGGCAACACCCCUGGCCUCUUAAUUAAAGAAUGAGUUCUGGUGUUCCUUAAUUAAGCAUGCUUCUCAGUAAUACUGUACUUGGGGACCCUCAGAUAGUCCAUGUUUUUGCUCCCUCAAAAACAUGAUAGCAAAAAUAUGGCAGGGAGCUCGGGUGAAACGAAAACGUAGACCGCUGGGGGUGUUCAUGGAAUGGGUGAAGAUACACUGCUGUAAAUGAACCUAUAAAGCAGAAGACAGCCUCAACCUCAACAACGUGCGGCUAUUGGCCCUGUGUAACGUAUGACUCUUUGGAUACUAGUAUAAUGUGAUUACCUCUCAUAUAACUCAGUCCUGUUUUUCAUGCGUAAUAUCACUCAUUCUUUUGUUCUCCCCACAUCUUAUACUGUGUGUUGAUCAGGAAAUGUAAACUUUUCAAUUUACAAGUGACCACUGCUUGACCACAUGAGACUUUCUUCCUUCGGGGAUUUGUGCUCCUUAUUCACCGUAAAUGACUUCUUUUCCCUUUUCUCUUCUUCUCUGGCUGGCUAUUUCACCCACUCCUCUCUCUGGCCGGCUUUCUCACCUGCUGCCCCAUGGGGGCCGGCGCCGGGGGAACGAAGAGGAGUACCUUUCCUACCUUGAGCACUACCAGGUGGUGGUCCCAGUGCAAGUGAAUGAGAACAGCGAGUUUGUAAGCUACACUGUGAGACACUUGGAGUCGGCACGGCAGAGAAGAGGGCUGGACCCGGUGAGCCCAGAGCUGCCCGAAUCGCGGCUGUACUACAGACUCUCAGCCUACGGAAGGCACUUUCAUUUGAACCUAACGCUCAAUCACUACUUGGUGUCAAAACAUUUUACUGUAGAAUACUGGGGCAAAGAUGGAGCUGAGUGGCGGCAUGGAUAUGUUGAUAAUUGCCAUUAUGUUGGAUAUCUGCAGGAUCAGUACAGAACUACGAAGGUGGCAUUAAGCAACUGUAAUGGCCUGCACGGUGUUAUCACAACCGAGGAAGAGCAAUAUUUAAUUGAGCCACUAAUGAAUAUAUCCUCCAAAAAUUCCAUUAAUUUUAACCUCCGAAAAGGACAACUGCAUGUUAUUUAUAAGAAGUCUUCCAUCCCUCGGCCGCAAGACCUCACCGAUGAGCUCAGUUGUGGUGUUGCAGACCUCACAAGAAGCAGGGUCCCCUGUUGGCCUAGGGACCCCCAAUCUGCCCCUCCAUCCCCCCUGCCGAUUAACAGCAGCGCGGGUGGUGUCCACCGGCAGAAGCGGUCCAUCAGCUCAGAGCGUUUUGUCGAGACCCUCGUGGUGGCCGACAAGAUGAUGGUUGGGUACCACGGCCGCAAGGACAUCGAACACUACAUCCUCUCGGUGAUGAACAUUGUUGCCAAACUUUACCGUGAUGCCAGCCUAGGAAACGUUGUGAACAUUGUUGUGACUCGACUCAUCGUCCUGACGGAGGACCAGCCCAACCUGGAGAUCAACCAUCAUGCAGACAAGUCCCUGGACAGUUUCUGCAAGUGGCAGAAGUCUAUCCUGUCACAUCAGGGAGAUGGGAACAGCAUUCCGGAGAACGGGAUUGCUCAUCACGACAAUGCGGUUCUCAUCACCAGGUACGAUAUCUGCACGUAUAAGAACAAACCGUGUGGAACGCUGGGCUUGGCGUCGGUGGCUGGAAUGUGUGAGCCAGAAAGGAGCUGCAGCAUCAACGAGGACAUCGGCCUGGGCUCCGCGUUCACCAUCGCCCAUGAGAUUGGGCACAACUUUGGCAUGAACCACGAUGGCAUCGGGAACUCAUGCGGGACCAAAGGCCAUGAGACCGCCAAGCUGAUGGCUGCACACAUUACAGCCAAUACCAACCCUUUCUCCUGGUCGGCCUGCAGCAAGGAUUACAUAACCAGCUUCCUGGACUCGGGUCGGGGGACGUGUCUGGACAAUGAACCUCUGAAACGAGACUUCCUAUACCCCACAGUGGCCCCGGGGCAGGUGUACGACGCGGACGAGCAGUGUCGUUUCCAGUAUGGUGCCUCCUCCCGCCAGUGCAAAUAUGGGGAAGUGUGUAGAGAGCUCUGGUGCCUCAGCAAGAGUAACCGCUGUGUCACCAACAGCAUCCCCGCAGCUGAGGGAACCCUGUGCCAGACGGGCAGCAUCGAGAAAGGGUGGUGUUACCAGGGAGAAUGCGUGUCAUUUGGGACAUGGCCCCAGAGCGUGGAUGGCGGCUGGGGACCCUGGUCCAUGUGGGGCGAGUGCAGCCGGACCUGCGGUGGUGGCGUAUCCUCGUCUGUGCGGCACUGCGACAGUCCAGUACCCUCAGGUGGAGGAAAGUACUGUCUUGGGGAGAGGAAGAGAUACAGGUCAUGCAAUACGGAUGCCUGUCCGGUGGGAUCUCGGGAUUUCCGAGAGAAACAGUGUGCCGACUUCGAUAGCCUACCAUUCCGGGGAAAGUACUACAACUGGAAACCAUAUACUGGAGGUGGCGUGAAACCAUGUGCCCUCAAUUGCCUGGCGGAGGGAUACAACUUCUACACCGAGCGUUCUCCAGCUGUGAUCGAUGGCACCCGCUGCCAAGCUGACUCCCUGGAUAUCUGCAUCAAUGGGGAGUGCAAGCACGUGGGAUGUGACAACAUACUCGGUUCAGAUGCCAAGGAAGACCGGUGCCGUGUGUGUGGAGGGGAUGGCAGCACAUGUGAGGUCACAGAAGGACUUUUCAAUGACUCUCUCCCAAGAGGAGGCUACAUGGAGGUGACUCUGAUCCCACGUGGGUCAGUCCACAUCGAGAUCAAAGAGGUAGCUGUCUCAAAGAAUUACAUCGCACUGAAGUCUGAGGGAGAUGAAUACUACAUCAACGGGGCGUGGACCAUCGACUGGCCCCGGAAGUUUGACAUUGCCGGAACGGCGUUCCACUACAAAAGGCCAACAGAUGAACCCGAGUCACUGGAGGCCCUGGGGAUCACCACAGAAAACCUCGUUGUCAUGGUCCUCCUGCAGGAGCAGAACCUGGGCAUCAGCUACAGGUUCAACGUACCCAUCGCGCGGACAGGAAGUGGGGAUAACGAGGCCGGCUUCUCCUGGCACCACCUGCCCUGGUCUGAGUGCUCCACCACCUGUGCUGGGGGUUCCCAGAAGCAGGAAGUAGUGUGCAAAAGGGUGGACGACAGUUCCGUUGUGCAGAACAGCUACUGCGACCCAGACAGCAAGCCGCCGGAAAACCAGAGGGACUGCAACACAGAGCCCUGCCCCCCUGAGUGGUUCAUUGGUGACUGGUCUGAAUGCAGUAAGACUUGUGACGGGGGCAGCCGGGCACGGACGGUCCUGUGCAUACGCCGCAUCCGGCUUGCUGAGGAGGAGACACUGGAGGACAGUCACUGUCUGACCCAUCGGCCCAUUGAGAGAGAGUCUUGCAAUAACCAGUCAUGUCCCCCGCAGUGGGUCACCCUGGACUGGUCAGAGUGCACCCCCAAGUGCGGCCCUGGCUUCAAGCACCGUAUUGUUCUUUGCAAGAGCAGCGAUCUGGCCAAGACCUUCCCACCCGCCCACUGCCCUGACCACAACAAGCCCCCGGUGCGCAUCCGCUGCAGCCUGGGCCGCUGCCCGCCCCCCCGCUGGAUCCCUGGAGAGUGGGGACAGUGCUCGGCGCAGUGCGGCCUCGGGCAGCAGAUGCGCACUGUGCAGUGCCUCUCCUACACGGGGCAGCCCUCUAGCGAGUGUCCCGAGUCCCUGAGGCCCCCCGCCAUGCAGCAGUGCGAGAGCAAAUGCGAUGCCACCCCCAUCUCCAACGGUGACGAAUGCAGAGACGUAAACAAGGUGGCCUACUGCCCACUGGUGUUGAAGUUCAAGUUCUGCAGCCGCGCAUACUUCAGGCAGAUGUGCUGCAAAACAUGCCAAGGACACUGACCCGUGUGGGAGAGGGACUAGGGCCGGGAAGAGGACGGCCGGACAAGGAAGAGGAGGAGGAGGAAGAGGAGGAGGAGGGCCACGGGGAGCAGGGGCCCGUGUCUGGCACCCGCAUGUGUUUUUUUGUUUUUUUCAUUAUCCUGUGGAAACCCAAACCACUGCUCAGCCUGGGCUGACACAUCUCAGUUUAUCUGUCACUUCUGUGAAGUGGGAACAUAUGUGAUUGUUGCUGUUAAUGUUAUUUUUAUUAUAAUAAUAAUGACGACAAUUAUUAUUAUUAUUACUAUAAUGAUUGUGUUCGUUUGUUUGUAAUCCAAAGUGCUGGACACAUCACACGCAAAAAUAUGCACCGUACUGCAGAUGCAGAUGGGGUUAGGUUUUCCUCGAAGGUGGGGGUGUCUGUGGAAAUGCUUGGGAUGCCCCCUCCCCCCUCCUGAGACCACAAAGUCACAGUGGCCUGUAAUUGUGAUUCUGCCUCGCUUUGACUCCCGGCCUUGUAAAUACACCGCCCCCUAUUGGCCUCGACGUUUCUGUUAUUAUCUAAUAAAGUGAAUCGGUUAGUACUCCUUUUUUGCAUACACUCCUGAUUUAAAUCUUGUCGUUUUUUAAAAAUAAGAUCUUUAUAUAAAGUUUGGCAGUUUGUUAACGGGCAUGCCACUUUAAGAGCAUACCACCUUAAAAGCAUGCCGCCUUAAGAAACCUGAACAACUUUAGAGGUGGCAGUAAGAUAUUGUUAUAAGGUAUUACUUUUUGUAGCUUUUUUUGCUUUUUCCUCCCUCCUGCUUUCCCUCCUCCUCUUCCUCUCUCUAAGAAAACAAAUAAUGAGGUUGCGUCUUUGCUGUUCGCUCCCACUUCUGUCAGUGGCUCACUGGCUGGACCAUACAUGCUGUCCUGCAGACACGUGGCCCAGUGCAGGACCUCCACCCUGAAGGGGGCGCCUCAGAAAAUUACAGAGAGAGAGAGAAAAGGUGUUCAGUGAUACUGAGAGGCUUGUCUUUACACUAUGGUGGGGGUUCAGGAUCUAAUGGGAGACCGAAAUUUAACCUGAUUGGGUGGGAGGGGGUGUCCUCCCAGAUGGUGAAAGGGGAAUAAUGUCUUAAUGAAUAGACUUGGUGGUUGGGCCCCUGAGCCACCACUGGAUCUCAUGUCCCAACCUCAGGUUCCUGGGAUCAAACAGUGAAAUAAACAGUGCAUAUGAAAACUAUUGCAUGUAAGAAGGGUGUAUGCCAGUGAGAGGUGCUGUUUCAGGCCUUGGUGUGCAAUGCAUGUGCUCAUUCAUGUAUGAAGUGCACUGCUACAGGAAACAAGUGCUUUAUGUGUGUCCCUUCCCCCUCAUGUUGAGAUGGAGAUCCCCGAAACACACACGCUCACCACAGCAUACGGGCUGUAGCCAAGCAACUGCAUCUCCUCGGCGGUGUCAUGUGACCUACCUGGCCUGGAAAGGGUUCAGGCACAUCCUGAGCCAAUCUCCCAUGGACAUGGAUGGACAGAUGGAUCAUGACAAACCAGAUCUUUGCUGAUCUCUGAUUGGCUACCUCCAGACCAUGUGAUCAUCCACCACCGUCUGAUUUACUCAGCUUGCACUUGGAGCUGUCUCAAAGGGAAGGUGUGAUCUGUAGCACAUUUCUGCAGAGUAUUCCAGGUACCUGGGAAGCUUCCCCUCAUCCCGCUCUUCCACAGGUGGAGAACUCUAUUUUUGGUGCUUCCAAGCCCCCACCCCCAGUAAUCUGUAAUGCACUUCUGCACAAUGCUGCCCCAGCUCACUUGACAGUGACUAGAUUUAUUGUGGGCCAUUGGUAUAUGUGUUGGUGCAUGGAUUUUACCCUUUUGGGGGGUGGGGUUUAAUGUGACUUAUGUCAGUUUGGGUAUUCGGAAGGAGGCUUUUUUCUGCGGACAAUGGACUUCUCAACGCAUCUCUGGCCUGUGCUGCUCUCCUUCAUUUACUCUAGUCAGACGAUGUUUGGACACCCCAGAAGCUGGUGAGGAACCUCUCUCUCUUUUGUAUGCAACUGGGGUUUGAAAAGGCUACAAAACACAGGAGAUAAACACUGAGACUGAAACAGAAUAGAACGUAAACUGGUUUUGUAAAAUGUGGAUUAGAUAGAAAGAAAUAAAAAUGGCAACAGUUAUACGGAAUAUCUAUGAAUCAUGACAGAUUCUCUUAUCAUUAAAUAGCCCCAAUAUAUCACGUUACUUGUUCUUCCGCUGUACUUUGUAGACUCUCUACAAGAUAAAAACAGACCAUUUUGAAAUAAACUUAAUACCAAGGACAGAAAAAAGAGUAAGAAAAAAACAGUGAACAAGACAUGCUAAUGAUUGUUAAAAUUACAUUGUCUGGCAGAUUCUUGUGUAAGUUUACAGGUGUGGGAUCAUGAAGCUUCCCAAGACUCAACAAAACUGGCACUCAUAGCUGUGAACUCUGGAUGUCAUGUCACUUACCCCAUAAAUGCUGGUUUAGUUGCUUGUAUUUUGUAUGCAGUAUUAAUGUUGGUACACUGUUACUAAUGUUUUUAUUUCCAGUUGUAAAUUAUAUGCUAAUUUAUUACAUCGUUGCACUCGCGUCACAUUUAUUUCACUGCAUGCAAUUAAAAAAAAUUAGUAGAAUAAAAAUAUAUGCAGUGAAAUCCGUUCCCUGGCAACCUGCUUUAAUGUAAGGACAAUAAAAAAGCUGAUCUGAAA